AUGGCCCACUGGAGGGAGGAGUACUCCGCCGCGCUGGCCGCGCGCGAUCGACGAGAGAAAGCAAACCAGGCUAUAUACGAUGCUUAUACCAACCUCGCCGACCGCACCGCCCGCCUAGCCGCGGCGCAACAACAUCAGAGCAGCGACGACCAACAACAACAACAUCAUCCAAACACAAACAUCUCGCCGUCCCCCUCCUCCUCUGCCCUAACGCCCUCAACAUCCGCCCGCCCCAGCAAACACCCACACUCACUCACCCAGUCACCAGCGCCGCCCUCCACGCUCCAAAUCCAAGAAUCGCUCCUCGCGGCACGAACAGACCUCUCCGAAGCGCAACGGUCGCGCUCCGAGCUCCAAGACCGACUUACCCGCACAACAACCGAGCUAGAGAAGUUGCGGAAGCGAGGCACGCUCGAUGGGCGACGGGUGCAUGCGCUAGAGAGCGAGGUUUCAUUUCUGCAGUUGCGGGCCAAGGAUCGCGAUGAAGAGUUGAGGGGGAAGGCGAAGUUGUUGGAGGAUUUCCAAGAUGAGCUGGCAUCGUUGAAUCUCCAACUCAACAUGGCGGAGGAGCGAUCUUCUCGGCUUCAGCGGGAGAAUCAGGAGCUCGUUGAUCGCUGGAUGGCUAGGAUGGGCAAGGAGGCGGAAGCCAUGAAUGCAGCGUCCAAGUAUUCCUAGCAACCGGCGAAUAUGUCCAACGCUUGACUUUUACCUUGGUUUUGGUUUGGGAAUAGAGUGGCCAGUGAAAUGUCCGCUUUGCUUUCGCUUUCAUGUCAGAUCUUUUAUGCACAACAUCUAUGAUACCCGUGAAAUACUACACUAUCCACAAUAUGCCUUCGUCCCAUAUCCAU
This is a messenger RNA of Aspergillus heteromorphus CBS 117.55, 848 nucleotides long. RefSeq names its product ATG16 family protein. The coding region runs from base 1 to 675 and encodes 224 amino acids. Lineage: Eukaryota; Fungi; Ascomycota; Eurotiomycetes; Eurotiales; Aspergillaceae. The transcript has 3 exons. The record is from RefSeq and is a predicted model, not a curated record.